Molecule: messenger RNA, 1407 nt
Organism: Pteropus alecto (black flying fox)
Lineage: Eukaryota; Metazoa; Chordata; Mammalia; Chiroptera; Pteropodidae
Product: pancreatic lipase-related protein 2
Exons: 13
Coding region: 1-1407 (468 amino acids)
Biological process (GO): phospholipid catabolic process
Molecular function (GO): protein binding; glycerophospholipase activity; galactolipase activity
Source: RefSeq, a predicted model, not a curated record
AUGGUGAGCAUCUGGACCAUCGCACUUUUCCUGUUGGGAGCAGCCAGAGGAAGUGAAAUUUGCUAUAGUCACAUCGGGUGCUUUUCUGACUCUGAGCCCUGGGGUGGGACUGUAAUCAGGCCCCUGAAAAUUUUUCCCUGGAGUCCUGAGAAGAUUGGCACCCACUUCCUGCUCGAUACCAGUGAGAACCCAAACACCUUUCAGGUUCUCUUCUCUGAUCCAUCAACAAUUGAGACAUCAAAUUUUCAAACAGACAGGAAGACCCGGUUCAUCAUCCAUGGCUUCAUAGACGAGGGAGAUGAGAGCUGGCUGACAGACAUAUGUGUUAAUACGUUCCAGGUAGAGGAGGCGAACCGCAUCUGCAUGGACCAGAAGACGAGCUCCCAAACCACCUGUACGCAGGCCACCAGCAACGUGCACAUGGUGGGCUCCCAGGUGGCCCAGAGGCUCAGCGUGCUCUCGACUGAGCUGGGCUACAGCCUUGAGAACGUGCAGCUCAUCGGCCACAGCCUGGGCGCGCACGCGGCCGCCGAAGCGGGCAGGAGGCUGGGGGGCCGCGUGGGCAGGAUCACAGGACUGGAUCCGGCAGAGCCAUGCUUCCAGGGCACACCUGAGGAGGUUCGGCUGGACCCAUCUGAUGCCAUGUUUGUGGAUGUGAUCCACACAGACUCUGCUCCCAUAGUCCCUUUCCUAGGUUUUGGAAUGAGCCAAAAGGUGGGCCAAUUGGAUUUCUAUCCAAAUGGAGGAAAGCAAAUGCCUGGCUGUCAGAAAAAUAUCCUUUCAACCAUCGUUGAUAUGAACGGACUAUGGGAAGGCACCCGAGACUUUGCAGCUUGCAAUCACUUGAGGAGCUACAAGUACUACUCAAGCAGCCUCCUCAACCCCGAUGGCUUCCUGGGCUACCCGUGUGCCUCCUACAACAAGUUUCAGGAGAAUAGCUGUUUUCCUUGCCCAGAGGAAGGAUGCCCCCAAAUGGGGCACUAUGCUGACCAGUUUCGAGGGAACACCAGUGCUAUGGGACAAACGUUUUUCCUGAACACAGGAGAGAGUGGUAACUUUACUCGUUGGAGAUAUAGGGUGUCGGUCACCCUGGCUGGAAAAGAGAAAGUGAGUGGGUCCAUCAGGAUCGCUUUGUAUGGCAGCAAUGGAAACUCAAAACAAUAUGAAAUUUUCAAAGGAUCCCUCAAACCAGAUGCAAGUCAUAUGCUUGUCAUUGAUGUUGACCUCAAUGUUGGAAAAAUCCAGAAGGUCAAGUUCCUCUGGAACAAACACGUGAUAAAUCUCUUCCGGCCCAAACUGGGGGCUUCUCACAUCACAGUGCAAAGUGGUGAAGAUGGGACAGAGUAUAAUUUUUGUAGCAGUGACACCGUGCGGGAAGAUGUUUUCCAAUCUCUUUACCCUUGUUAA